GGUGGGAGAACAUACUGUUGCUUGUGGAUGUUAUAUGAUAGGUUGUUAGGCUGGACUCACCAACUAAGCUGGAACAUGUUCUGGAAUAUAUGUGAAAUUCUGCUCUAAAUGGCCUGUUCCUUUAUGUUCUGAAGCUUGGAUAUAAUGAUUAGUUUUUUUGUAGACUUUGUACAGAUGCUGCAGACAAGGGCUGUAUGCCUUCAUUGUGAUUUUGAUCAUUUUGUGAUGAUUUCUUUGUAACAGCCAUGUCCCCUAGUUGUCUGAACAUAAUUGCUCAUUCAUACUAUUCUGUUAAUUAGAUUGAGUUGUUCGGGCUAACAUUGCCUGAACUAUUUUCGUGAAGGUUUCUCAAGCACUUAGUUUCUUUGCUGAAGAUGGUGAAGAUUAAUCCAAACAGUAAGGCAUACAAUGAAGGCAUCCAAGUGGGAGAUUAUGUGGAGAGUAUAAAUGGACAGAAAACAAAAGGACUAGAACAUCAAAGUGCUCAACAACUCAUAAAGACAGCCACAGACCAGUUGGUAUUGGAACUUACACGGGUUGGUUCCAAACCAAAUGGUACAAUGAAUGGUGACAUAAACAACCACAUAGACCAUGAAUUGGAGAUUUUGAACUCGGGAAGAAACAGAGAACCAUUUGUUCACGAUGUUGCUAGUGAGCAUCACCAUGGUGAUGACCUGCCUACUGGUUACCAUGGUCAUGGUUACCUAGGAAUUCAAGGUAACCCAGUGCCUGGUAACCAGGCUGUCAGUAACCAUAGCAACAGAAAACCAGGCUCAAGUGCAGUCUGGACACCAAAGGGGGAUAACAGACCUACAAAGUCAUACAAGCCUGUGUCUUUCACUCACCAACAGUUGUCACCAUCCUCACACACUAAACCAAUGACAGUCCCUGUAAACACAAAGAAAGUAAAGUCUCGGACGGCGCCAGCUAGUCCGGUUGUCCAGCGUCGGUUUAGGACGGCACCAACAAGUCCUGUAAUGUUUCAGUCUGUGCUCAAAAUACCAGCACUGUCGCCAAGAUCUACAAGUAAACACCCUGAUGACUCUGAACUAUACAGAAGCCAGCAGCAGACUUUUGGAGGAGUGUCUGCUGCAGCCAAAAAUGUAAGUGCUGACAGUCAUGCAUGGUCAUUGCCAAUAAAGGUUGAGUCUCACAAAAAUCAAGCAAUUAAUUCGCCACAGUCUCAAGGUUACAGCCUUGAUUCACCAAGGUCACAUGAUUCUCGAAGGUCGCAGCCUCAAAACAUAUUCCCUCCACCCAGAGAUUUCGCCUCAGGUCAUAGUGACCUUCCAAGAGAAAUUCCUGUUCUUUUUGAUGGAAUAAAUGAAGGUCUUAGAAGUCUAAGGCAAGUCCCUGUUGAAGUUGAUCAAGGUCAGAGUGCUGAUUUAGCCAGGUCAGUUAAUAUUGAGAGGAGUCCAAUACAGCGUGCACUUCUGCGUGAACAAUUCACUUCAACAGAUGGACAGCAGAGACAGCAGUCUCCUGGUCAGUUGUCUAGUUCUCCAAGGCGAGAAAUACCCAUUCAAAUAAAAAGAGGACCUCUUACCUCACAAACAUCUCUAGAAAGUGACUCUAAACCUGAUUCACCGCGACAAAUCCGGAUUGAGCGGGAUAAAAAGAAAGCUGAUUUAGAAAAACGUAGAAUAGAUCUUGAAAGAGACAUAAAUAAUGUAAUAUAUGAUGCAAUAAGGCAAGUUCCAAUAUAUGACAAACAAACAAAACAGGAAAUAAAGCCUUCAGCAUUUGGUAAGUACCCAGAUAUUGAUCCACCCCCAUAUGGGGCACAACAGAGUGAAUACAUUAUCCCAACAAAAGUGGAAUCUCAGAGAGAAAAACGUGUGGAAGAAGCUAUACAACAUCAGCUGGAAGCAGAUAAAAAGGACACCUUACAAAAGAAAUGGGAAGAAAUGCGCCAAGAUGAAAGGUCCUAUGCUACUCUGCCAGUUAAGAAAAAAACACCAAAUGAUCUAUCAGCCAAACAAAUACUCGAAAGUGAAGCAGGAAGCUAUUCUACAUUACCUUCAUUUAGGCAUAAAGUUAGAAGAAGUGGAAGUCCAAAACUGCAGCGCAACAUAAUUCAUGAUGAUGAUACCUGUUUUAGUGAUAUCGAAGGUGGGAGGGGUAAAGCUCAACCAUCAUGGAGACCUAUGCAUUCUCCUUUACAAUCUAGGCAUGUAUGGAAACCUAAUAUGCAUUCUGCCCAGGCACCAACUGCAGCCUGGGCACCAGCAGCUUCUCCUCAUCAACAGAGGAGGGGUCCAGACAUGUCUUGUGCUCCUUUGUCUAGGUCACUAUCAGAAAGUCAAGGCCAGUCUCAUCCUAAAGUUCAAGAUGAGUUUGAAGCAAGACCACAGCAGGGAAGAGGCUUCAUACCCAUUCAGAUUCACCAUGAACAGAAACCAAGAAAAGUUGGUGACACUAGUUACGAUGACGAAAAGGAUUCAAGUUUGUCAAGUUUUGACACUUUUGAUAUGUCUUCUGAAGGGAAGAUAAAUGGUACCCAGCCUCCAGUAAAAUCCAGUCCUAAGUCAGGUGUGUGGAAGCCUGGUGUACAACCUUCUCCAACAGCCCCUGACUCCACUGAGAAGUCCCACAGGGAGGGGAAAGACUCUCCCUCACUAAAAGAUAUACCACAGAGGUGGACCCCAGGAGGACCAGCAAGUUCAUCCCCCAAAGGGUACAGACCUGUUAAGACAGACUUCUCAAAGGCUCCUAGCAAUAAAUCUGCAAUAUCUGCCCCAGAAUCAUUCAGCCAGCCAGCUCCCAAGUCAGAGGAGAGUUACAGUUGGAAACCGACACAAAGAGUCGCACCCACUGCCUCAGAAUCUCUACCCACAAGUGCUUUUUCAUAUCAGCCAACAUCACCAUCACAUCAACAUGAGAAUAUCACCCACACUCAACAAGACUUGCAGACUUCAUCACCAUCCAAACUAGAAACAAGUACUUCAUUGUCUCAGCUACCAGUUCAGAAUGGUGUAGAUCACCAUGUCUCAACAAGUAUGUUACAUUUGAAAGAUGAACCCAGCCGACUGCCACCAUCACAGAGUCCUUAUAUCACACUUCUUCAGAAAAACAGAGAUGAUGAAGAAGUACUCUAUUAUACUGGAGGUAGAAAUGUGAACCAAAGUGAAACAAUUCCUCAAGAGAAUGGUUACCCAAAAGGUAUAGAGUUUGUUGGAGAUCCUAUCUUAGUCACAGAGGAGGGCAAAAUUCCUAAAGGUGCAAUAUAUCUGGGUAAAUCCGAAUCAAUGGAGGGUGAUGUGAAACACACAGACACCUAUUAUGCAGUCCCUUCAGACGAGAAACCAAGUACUGUGACCACAACAAAGGUCAGCAGUCCGAAACGUUAUGAGGAUAUUGGACCUAUAGAUGAGGAAAGUGGCAUGCCCCUCUCAUUCAGAAAGAAUGUUGAGGAAGAGAAACAACAUGAUUGGUAUAAACAGAUGUAUAGAAGUUUACACAGAACAAAGAAAAAAGAAGCAACAAACAACUAUAAGCCGACAUACCAGUGGCCUGAUGAUGGUGACAGAUCAGACACAAAGUCAGUUGAUGCUACAAAUACAGAAACAUCAGCAAGUGAAUCUUUUACAAAGUCAGAAGAAUCCAAGUCCUACUUUGCUCUAGCAUCACCAAAAAGUACAGGAGCUUUGUCACCAAGAAGUACAGAUUUGUCAUCGAAAUGUUCCAAACUUUCACCCUCAUCACCUAAAAGUGCAGAUUUUUCUUCUAAAAGUUCAGAUUUUUCAUCAAAGAAUGGUGAAAAAUCAUCCUCAGGUUCACACUACAAGCCACACAGUGCAAUUAAUGACACUUCUAAGACAAAAUCAGACAAGAGUAAAUUCUCAUUAUCAAGUGUAUCUGAGGUGUUAAGAAGGGAUGCAAAGUUUCCUAGUGGAAAACAAAAUAAAUCGGAUGAUGUUUUUUUGGAGAGCAAAGGGAGCAAGUCGGAUGACGAGCAAGAUAUUAACCCAUACAGACCUAGUUAUGAGAAGCCAUCAAGGUCUGUGAGAGGUGACAUUAACUCUGGUUACCUCUCAGAACCAGAAUACCGAUCAAAGAUGAGAAGUAAAAGUACAUCAAAUGUCAGCAGAACAGCUCGGGCUUUAGAUAUAGGCACAUUACCAACUGACUUGGAAGAAUUCAUCAAAUAUCUUGAUGAAUGGUCACCACCAAGUGCAAGGUCAACAUUAGAAGUGUACCGAAACCAGCCAAGGAGUAUUGUUGACUACGAGCCAGGCUUCUCAUCAAUAGCAUUCAGAGAAUCAAAAACACAACGCUCAGACAGACCUAAGUCCUACACCGGACUUUCCCCUGCUGAACGAGAAAAACUUGCCAAGAAGAGAAGUCGGUCACUUAGAAAAUAUAAGGCAGGAUCUCACAACCCACCACCAGAACUACCAGGCCAGUACAGUACAUAUACUGAAGGCAGACAGCGUUUUGUGUCAGAACCGAGUAUUAAUAAUCAUGACAACACUGAUGAAAUCGAUGCCUACAAAAAAAUACAAAAAGGUGGAGAAAUCCCAAUAAAAGGGUUACAGAAACCUGCACCCGAGAAAAGCCCAAACAAUAUCCAGAGCCAGAAGAAUUCCUCAAAUGAACCAAUCAAAACGUCUGAGACAAAUCAUCAGAAAAUCACAAAAUCCCACACUAACCAUCUGCAAUCCCAGCAAAUUGCAAAGCACGACACAAAUGAUAAAUCAGUAUACAGGAAAAAUGGUCCCCUAUUAUCUGGCUAUGUGCCCAGUCCCCCUGUUCGAAACCCAUUACGGAUUUCUAUUCCAAGUUCAAAACCUUCCCGUCCUCGCAGGAGCACUCAAUCAGCAGCAGAGCAGCUGGGGGUUAAAAGUCCGCCACCGGUGCGCGUCAAUGGAGUUGAUGAGGAAAUAAAUGAUGGCAGUGCCUUCAGACAUCUGACAACAGAUGAGUUACGAAGUCAGCAUAGACCGAGCGACAAAGAUCAGCGACGAAAGGAAGAAGAGGAAGCAUACAGAAAAAGAAGACUUGAACAAAUUUAUGAGGAGGAAAGGCGAAAAAAGCUGGUACAACAGCAAGCAGAUAUUGAGUCUCGUAAACACUCGGACUUCCUCUUCCAACCCACCAAUCAACAACAAGUACCAUCGCAGAAAUCUCCUAUUCCCAGUGACAGGUUUGAAUAUGGAACGGUACCUGAGGAGCGUCGGCGAGGAUUCAAGAUCCAUGGGAAAGCCAGAGGACUGUACAACUUUACAGCUCAGAAUUCAAGAGAGCUGCCAUUCAGGAAGGGUGACAUUGUUUACCUGAUACGGCAGAUUGACUCAAACUGGUUUGAGGGUGAGAAGAAUGGCCGUGUUGGUAUAUUUCCAGUAAACUAUGUGGAGGUACUCACGUCAAUUGAGGAGGCAUCAUCAGCUGCCCAGCAGUCAGAGGGACAAGCUAGAGCAAAGUACAACUUUAACUCACAGACUUCUGUAGAGCUGCCCCUGAGAAAGGGCGAGAUUGUGACAUUGUUACGUAAUGUAGACGAGAAUUGGUUUGAGGGUCGUUUUGGAAACCGGCAAGGAAUUUUUCCUGUAGCUUAUGUAGAAGUCCUUCAGGAACCAUGCACACCCCUUGUUACCCCAGCUCCCUCAGUGAUUACUACACCUAUGACUGGAAGAGGCACACCAGAGAUGUUGUCACCAGUCAGUUAUGAUGGAGCACCAACCCCACCCCCACAGCCAUCCCCAGGGGCAUUCAGGUCACAGUCAGAUUACCUUGGAAACAGAUACGCAGCAAGUCCAAGAGAUCAACAUUUGCUCCAGCAACAACAGGAAAAUAUAAUAACGUCGCCCCGAAAUGAACAUAUAUCGGCACAGAGAUUUGAUGGAGUACAAUCUCAAAAACAUUAUGAUUACUCUUCCUCAGCGAGACAUAUAAAUGGAGGUUAUUCUUCUUUGCCACAGCAAAGUUACAACGACUUUUCAGUGCGUAGUAGGCAAAGUCCACAACAAAUUAGAAAAGACAAUCCGCCAUCUUUGAAUAUUACAGCAAAAUCAGUGUCUACUCCAAAUAUAAACAUGAACAUUAGCAGCAGAAAUCAUAGUAAAGGUAACAGACAAGACGAAGAUUUAGCUAUAGCUAGGUAUCGAGCAAUCUAUGCAUAUAAACCUCAGAAUGAAGAUGAACUUGAAUUGUUGGAAGGUGACGAGAUUUAUGUAAUGGAGAAGUGUGAUGAUGGCUGGUAUGUCGGAACGUCGGGUCGAACUGGAAUGUUUGGUACCUUCCCCGGCAACUAUGUCACUCGAUCACAAUAAGUCAUGCUUUUAUUAUAGGUAGAGAGCAUAAGUAACCAGUAGUGCCAAUCUUGCAGUCAUGUACAGACUGUGUUGUACAUAACGUGUAUAUAUGCUGUGUAUAUAGCUGUGUAGAUAGUGAUGUUUAUUAGAUGUUCUCAACUUUACUGGUUUCUGCAUACAGACAGAACAUCGCCAAACUCAAAUGAUUUUAGUUUGUCAAGUUUGAACAAAAGUUAAUUCAUGUAAUCUCUGGUGAAUGACUAAACAUACAUUGUAGUUGCAUUAUGAAUAUCACCAAUGUACAAUAAACUGGGCUGGGGCUAUGCAUAGAAAUAUUGUGCUACUUUCAAGAAUGUUAUCAAACGAAACUUUCCUUAAUGAUCUAUAAGUCUGUUUUUCUACUUAUGAAAAGAAUAUUUCACAUUAAUUAUUAUAAUCCCACAAAUCAAGUUUUUGGGGACUUUGUUCUAAUUAUUUUGUCCCCGUCUUGAAACAUUUUGGACAAUGACCUUGACUUAAGUGUAAAUUGAUACAAAAAUAGACAACCAAAACGAGGAAAUGAAGAGCACUAUAACCAGUGGUAAUUACCUCGCUUUAUGUACUUCAUUUUUCACAUUUUUAGCUCACCUGUCACAAAGUGACAAGGUGAGCUUUUGUGAUCGCGCGGUGUCCGUCGUCCGUCGUCCGUCCGUGCGUCCGUAAACUUUUGCUUGUGACCACUCUAGAGGUCACAUUUUUCAUGGGAUCUUUAUGAAAGUUAGUCAGAAUGUUCAUCUUGAUGAUAUCUAGGUCAAGUUCGAAACUGGGUCACGUGCCUUCAAAAACUAGGUCAGUAGGUCUAAAAAUAGAAAAACCUUGUGACCUCUCUAGAGGCCAUAUAUUUCAUAAGAGCUUCAUGAAAAUUGGUCAGAAUGUUCACCUUGAUGAUAUCUAGGUCAAGUUCGAAACUGGGUCACGUGGGUUCAAAAACUAGGUCAGUAGGUCUAAAAAUAGAAAAACCUUGUGACCUCUCUAGAGGCCAUAUUUUUCAUGAGAUCUUCAUGAAUAUUGGUCAGAAUGUUUACCUUGAUGAUAUCUAGGUCAAGUUCGAAACUGGGUCACGUAGGGUCAAAAACUAGAUCAUUAGGUCUAAAAAUAGAAAAACCUUGUGACCUCUCUAGAGGCCAUAUUUCUCAAUGGAUCUUCAUGAAAAUUGGUGAGAAUGUUCACCUUGAUGAUAUCUAGGUCAAGUUCGAAACUGGGUCACGUGGGGUUAAAAACUAGGUCAGUAGAUCUAAAAAUAGAAAAACCUUGUGACCUCUCUAGAGGCCAUAUUUUUCAUGAGAUCUUCAUGAAUAUUGGUCAGAAUGUUCACCUUGAUGAUAUCUAGGUCAAGUUCGAAACUGGGUCAUGUGGGGUCAAAAACUAGGUCAGAAGAUCUAAAAAUAGAAAAACCUUGUGACCUCUCUAGAGGCCAUAUUUCUCAAUGGAUCUUCAUGAAAAUUGGUGAGAAUGUUCACCUUGAUGAUAUCUAGGUCAAGUUCGAAACUGGGUCACGUGUGGUCAAAAACUAGGUCAGUAGGUCUAAAAAUAGGAAAACCUUGUGACCUCUCUAGAGGCGAUAUUUUUCAAUGGAUCUUCAUGAAAAUUGGUCAGAAUGUUUACCUUGAAGAUAUCUAGGUCAAGUUCGAAACUGGGUCACGUGGGUUUAAAAACUAGGUCAGUAGAUCUAAAAAUAGAAAAACCUUGUGACCUCUCUAGAGGCCAUAUUUUUCAUGAGAUCUUCAUGAUUAUUGGUCAGAAUGUUCACCUUGAUGAUAUCUAAGUCAAGUUCGAAACUGGGUCACGUGGGGUUAAAAACUAGGUCAGUAGGUCUAAAAAUAGAAAAAACCUUGUGACCUCUCUAGAGGCCAUAUUUCUCAACGGAUCUUCAUGAAAAUUGGUGAGAAUGUUCAGCUUGAUGAUAUCUAGGUCAGGUUUGUAACUGGGUCAUGUGCGGUCAAAAACUAGGUCAGUAGGUCGAAAAAUAGAAAAACCUUGUGACCUCUCUAGAGGCCAUAUUUUUCAUGAGAUCUUCAUGAAAAUUGGUGAGAAUGUUCACCUUGAUGAUAUCUAGGUCAAGUUUAAAAGUGGGUCACGUGCCUUCAAAAACUAGGCCAUUAGGUCAAAUAAUAGAAAAACCUUGUGACCUCUCUAGAGGCCAUAUUUUUCAAUGGAUCUUCAUGAAAAUUGGUCAGAAUUUUUUAUCUUGAUGAUAUCUAGGUCACAUGUGCUCAAAAACAAGGUCACUAUGUCAAAUAAUAGAAAUAAUGACGUCAUACUCAGUUCAACACUGGGUCAUGUGGGGAUAGGUGAGCGAUUCAGGACCAUCAUGGUCCUCUUGUUUAACAUUUAAGUCCAUGUAUUCCAAUGUCAGAUGGAAAUUUAAUUUAAUUUGGCACAAUGGAAGAGAACAUUGAAACAAAUUGAAGAUCAUCAGAGGCAUAGCUCUUGCAUGAUUUUUUUGUACUGAAGUUUUAUAUAUAAAAAACCAUACUACAUGUACUUAGGAAAAUAACUUUUAAUUUGAUGUUACAAGAUACAGUGUUAGAUGGUAGUGAGAGGAACAGUAACUCUGCCUGAAAUGAUUAUCUCUUUUUAUAUCUUUUUUAUAAGAUAAUUAUUUUGACUUUACUGAAUGAAAUUUGAUGUUAUUUGAUACAAUUAUGCAUAAGAAAGAGAGAAACUUUAGAACCCAAAACACUUCCUUUAAUAGGUAAAAAAAUCGUCUACUUUAAUUUCUCACAUUUUGGUCCCAACAAAAAAAAAUCAGUCUCUGAAAUAAAUCUGAUGAAACAAGAUAGAAUGAUCAAUGGUGAAAGAAGAAGUGCAUAGGGCAAGAGCAAUAACUCUUGUCAUAAAUAGUUAUAAAAUUAUUAUCUUUUUGUAUUUUUUUUUCUCACGAGCCACUCUAGCAGUUUUUCAUGUAACCAAGAAAUGCUAACUUUUAAAAAUUUUAUACAAAUUCUAGUGAAAAUAAUACCUUAUAGACUUCACAUAAAAGUACACAAGUAAUCUGUACAUCCUUUUAAAUCAGAAAUAGAAGUCUUGCUUCUGAACAGAGUUUAUUGUGUCGUGCCUAUUGGAUAGAGUUACACACAUGAAUAAGAUGGCACUGUUUUAUGUAUUUUGUAUUUAGAGAAUUAAGGAAUGUAUUGGAACCUAUACUAUUUUCUACAUUUUAUGGUUAUUCUUGUUUUAAAGUAGUCACUAGUUAAUACAUUAGCAUAAUCACUUAAACUGUGUACGUCAGUUUUAAUGCAUUUAUUUAUUUGUGUAUGUAACAUGUAAAUUUGAUUGACAAUGUUUCAUGUAUGAAAUGAAUGAGGUCAAAUAGUUAUCUUGUGAACAAAAUUUGAACUUAUGUUUUUGUGUUAUUUAGUAGAAUUUUGUAGCAUUUAUGAAUUGAUUACUUCUAGUCACUAUGUAAUGUAAGAAGGUGACUGAUGUUUUGUUAGGGUUUUUUGUUUGUUUUUGUUUUGUUUGCUAUAGUUUGCUAUAUCAUUAGGGUUAGUGUGAACAUUUUUACAUGUUCUUGUAACUCACCUGAACCAAGGUUCACAGGUGAGCUAUUGUGAUUUUGCUGUUUACUUUUAGAUUCAAUGACUUGUUCUUUUGUUCCUUUAAGUUGUUUCAUCCAUUUCACCACAGCGUACAACAACCUUAACUCUUUCUUGGAAAAAAUUUCAAUUAUCUCCCUUGUUGGUCGUUUUAGAAUAUUUUGAUUUUGUCUGAUCGUAUCUUUGCAACAAUUGAAGGGAAUUGAAAGAAUUUUGUCACAAUGAUAGAAGGCAAUGAGAAGAAGUAUGAAGUAUAUAGCCUAACAUUCUUAACUCUGUCGUGAAUACUAGUAAUUAUUUUAUUAUUUCAAAUAUUUCUGUACAGACUCUUUGCAAAUACUGAAAGAAUUGAUAUGUUGAAUAUUGGAAGUGCAAUAUUUCAGCUUGCUAAAUUAUUCAUUUUAACUCAGCAGCAGGGGUAUAUGACUGCCUCUGAAGACUGCUUGUGUUCAAAAUUAAAAAUUCUCCAAAAGUGCAAGGCCAAGAUACAAGAUACUUUUAGCCCACCAUCAUCAGAUGGUGGGCUAUUCAAAUCACUCUGCGUCCGUGGUCCAUCCGUCCGUCAGUCCAUCCGUCCAUUAACAAUUUCUCGUUAUCGCAUCUCAGAAACUAAUGGGGGGAUUUUGACCAAACUUUGUCAGAAUGAUGUAUUGGUACUCUAGUUGUGUCCCCCUGAAAAUCAGACUGGUUCAACAAUUAUUGAGUGAGUUAUGGCCCUUUGUUUAUUUUUAGCUCACCUGAGCAUGAAGUGCUCAAAGGUGAGCUUUAGUGAUCGCCCUGUGUCCGUCCGUCCGUCGUCAACAAUUUGACUGUUAACACUCUAGAGGUCACAUUUUUGGCCCAAUCUUAAUGAAACUUGGUCAGAAUGUUACCCUCAAUAAAAUCUUGGACUAGUUCAAUAUUGGGUCAUCUGGGUCAAAAACUAGGUCACCAGGUCAAAUCAAAGGAAAAGCUUGUUAACACUCUAGAGGUCACAAUUUUGGCCCAAUCUUAAUGAAACUUGGUCAGAAUGUUACCCUCAAUAAAAUCUAGGACGAAUUCGAUAUUGGGUAAUCUGGGGUCAAAAAUUAGGUCACCAGGUCAAAUCAAAGGAAAAGCUUGUUAACACUCUAGAGGUCACAAUUUUGGUCCAAUCUUAAUGAAACUUGAUCAGAGUAUUAACCUCAAUAAAGUAUUGGACGAGUUCGAUAUUGGGUCAUCUGGGAUCAAAAACUAGGUCACCAGGUCAAAUCAAAGGAAAAGCUUGUUAACACUGUAGAGGCCGCAUUUAUGGCUAUAUCUUCAUGAAACUUGGUCAGAAUGUUAAUAUUGAUGAUCUUAAGGUUCAGUUUGAAUCUGGGUCAUGUAGGAUCAAAAAUUAGGUCACCAGGUCAAAUCAAAGGAAAAGUUAGUUUACACUGUAGAGGCCACAUUUAUGAUCAUAUCUUAAUGAAACUUGGUCAAAAUGUUAAUCUUGAUGAUCUAUAGCUCAAGUUCAAAUCUGGGUUAAGUGGGGUCAAAAACUAGGUCACCAGGUCAAAUCAAAGGAAAAGCUUGUUAACACUCUAGAGGCCAUAUUUAUGACAGUAUCUUCAUGAAACUUAGUCAGAAUGUUAAACUUGGUGAUCUUUAGGUCAAGUUCAAAUCUGGGUCAUGUCGGGUCAAAAACUAGGUCACCAGGUCAAAUCAAAGGAAAAGCUAGUUAACAUUUUAGAGGCCACAUUUAUGACCAUAUCUUAAUGAAACUUGGUCAGAAUAUUAAUCUUGAUGAUCUUUAGGUCAAGUUAAAAUCUGGGUCAGGUGUGGUCAAAAACUAGGUCACUAGGUCAAAUCAAAGGAAAAGCUUGUCAACACUGUAGAGGCCACGUUUAUGACUGUAUCUUCAUGAAACUUAGUCAGAAUGUUAAACUUGAUAAUCUUUAUGUCAAGUUCGAAUCUGGGUCAUGUCGGGUCAAAAACUAGGUCACGGGGUCAAAUCAAAGGAAUAGCUAGUUAACACUUUAGAGGCCACAUUUAUGACCAUAUCUUAAUGAAACUUGGUCAGAAUGUUAAUCUUGAUGAUCUUUAGGUCAGUAGGUCAGGUGAGCGAUACAGGGCCUUCAUGGCCCUCUUGUUAUAAUUUACAUAGAUUUAUAUAGGGAAAAAUUUUGAAAAUCUUCUUGUCCAAAACCACAGAGCCUAGGGCUUUGAUAUUUGGUAUGAAGCAUCAUCUAGUGGUCCUCUACCAAGAUAAUUCAAAUAAUAUCCCUGGGGUCAAAUAUGGCCCCUCCCCGGGGUCAUAUAGUUUAUAUAGACUUAUAUAGGGAAAAGCUUUGAAAAACCUCUUGUCCAAAACCACAGGGCCUAGGGCUUUGAUAUUUUGCAUGUGACAUCAUCUAGUGGUCUUCUACUAAGAUUGUUCAAAUUAUCCCCCUAGGGUCAAAUAUGGCCCCGCCCUGGGGGUCACAUGGUUUAUAUUGACUUAUAUAGGGAAAAACUUUGAAAAUCUUCUUGUCCAAACCACAAAGCCUGGGGCUUUGAUAUUUGUUAUGUGGCAUCAUCUAGUGAUUCUCUACCAAGUUUGUUCAAAUUAUCCCCCUAGGGUCAAAUAUGGCCCCGCCCCCGGGGGUCACAUGGUUCAUAUAGACUUAUAUAGGGAAAAGCUUUUAAAAUCUUCUUGUCAAUAACCUACAACAUUCAAAUUUGGACCACAUGUAUAGUUUUGAUUGGCAAGAUGAACAUUGACAUGAGUUGACCUUGAUUUUGACCUAGUGACCUACUUUCACAUUUCUGUAGCUACAGCCUUCAAAUUUGGACCACGUGCAUAGUUUUGUGCACCGGAAAAAACUUUGACCUUGACAUUGACCUAGUGACCUACUUUCACAUUUUUGAAAGUACAGGCUUCAAGUUUGGACCACAUGCAUAGUUUUGUGUUCCGAAAUGAAAUUUGACCUUGAUUUUGACCUAGUGACCUACUUUCACAUUUCUCAAGCUACAGCCUUCAAAUUUGGACCACAUGCAUAGUUUUGUGUACCGAAAAAAACCUUGACAUUGACCUAGUGACCUGCUUUCACAUUUCUCAAGCUACAACCUUCAAAUUUGGACCACUUGCGUAGUUUUGUGUACCGAAAAAACUUUGACCUUGACCUAGUGACCUACUUGCACAUUUUUGAAGGUACAGGCUUCAAAUUUGGACCACAUGCAUAGUUUUGUGUUCCGAAAUGAAAUUUGACCUUGAUUUUGACCUAGUGACCUACUUUCACAUUUCUCAAGUUACAGCCUUCAAAUUUGGACCACAUGCAUAGUUUUGUGUACCGAAAUGAAUUUUGAUCUUGAGAUUGACCUAGUGACCUACUUGCUCAUUUCUCAAGCUUAGGCUUCAAAUUUGAAGCACAUGCAUAGUUUUGUAUACCGAAAUGAACAUUGACCUUGAAAUUGAUCUUGUGACCUACUUCCACAUUUCUCAAGCUACAGCUUUCAAAUUUGAACCACAUGUUUGGACCACAUGCACAGUGAUGUGUACUGAAAUGAAAUUUGACCUUGAUUUUGACCUUGAGCUAGUCUUGAGAUUUGGAACAAUCAAAAAUGGCUCAAUGGUGGGCACCAAGAUCACUCUGUGAUCUCUUGUACACCUAGCAUUGCCAUGUGAUAUAUCAAAUUUGCUCAGGUCAGAAUUCAUUUGACUUUUAACAGGAACUUUUAAAAUUUUAUACAAAAGUGGAAGGCUUUACCAGUACACACAAAAUACAGUAACUGUACAUUUAACCAAGAAAUCCUACAUUAUCAGAUGAUUUCCUCCUCAGGUGUGCCACUUAGGUUCAUUUUUGCCUUUUUUAAGAUUUCAUGUAGAAAAUGUAAAGACAUGUAAAUUAAUAGUUUGAAUUCGGAAAAUUGUUAAGGAUCUAUACGACCAUGAAUUUUUGUUAAAGAAAGUAAUCUAUAAAAUCAGAAUUUCAUUAAAUCUUUCACACUAAAUCUCAUUUUAUUCCCUGGCAAAUACUCAUUAUAUAUAAACAAUGAUGUUCUUAUUUAUUGAUAUGUUAUUGGCUUUUCUCAUAGUUUAAGUCCUUUAAGUUAAUGCUAAAAUUGUAAAUCAUAUCAUUAUUUAUAUAUCCAACAUAAUUAUGUUUUCACUUUUUACAGCAGGUGGUUGGACGGGAUGUACUGUUGUUGUUAUUAUGUUGGAUUAAAAGCAGAUUUAUUCAGGUUGAGUUCAAUAGCCAGCUAAUUGGACAAGUAUUGAAACGAUUCUGGCUCUUGACUUCAUCAAAAUUGUUGAGGAGGGUGUAGGAGGUUGGGGGUGGAAUUACUUCAAUGAUGUGAAGUGGACACAAGAAUGUAGACAUUUUAUGUUUUUCUCAGUCAAAGUAGAAUGACUACUGAAGCCAUACAGAAGUAAGGCAAGUUUUGUAAUUGAUGUAGAAAACAUUCGUAAUUUCAGUCUUUAUGAAAUUAAAUUUUCAAUGAUGGGCAUACACUGUGUCAUUUUGGUUCUCUUUGCUAAAUAUUAAAUCUAUUCCUAAGAUUCAUAAAACAACAAGAAAAAAAAUCUUGCCUUGUUUGAUCACAAGUGAAUUUGAAAUUUUUUUUGUCUCUUUGGCUUAGAAUAAAUUAAGUAACAUUUUGAUUUAACUAAGAUUGUAGAGUGAUACUUCCCUUACAUGUCUCACUAACAACUUAUUAUUUCUGAAUUAAAGCCAUUUCACCUAAACACCUAAGAAACCUAAAGUCUAAAAAAAAUUAGAAUGCUCUACAGUUAACAAGGUUUUUUCAUAUGUAUGCCAAGUCCUAAAUCAAACUGGAAACAAUGGAAACAAAAACUUGCUCUAGUUCUGUCUGAAAAGCUCCCUUUUUACCUCGAGAUUAUUAAAUGUUUCCUUGUUCAUGCCAAAAUAGGUAAAUAUUCAUUUAGGGUGUUAACAGUUUCACUCUGAAGUGUGAAUUCAAAAAUCUGUCUCACAUGUACAUAUUUCAUUCUCUUAAUGUGAGGAGGAUGCCUUUAACAUACCAUCUUCAUCCAUAUAAAGACAGUUUGACAAGUAUUUGUUUAUUACACUACUAUAUAAUUGCCAGUACAUAUUCAUCACAGGUUUGCUGGGCUAAUAAUUAAAAAACAAGUUAAACUAAAUCUGUGGAAAUAAAUUUCUGAUGUCAUUUAAGUAAACACUUAUUGAAUGGCUUGCUCACUGGUCAGUAGUCGAAUUUAUUGCCAGGGGUCCAAACCAAGGGUCAAUUGUUUUAACUAUUGAAUGGCAAACCCUUCAAUAAGUGUAAAAUACAUGCUUGUACUCCAAGAUACUGCAUGUUUUCACCUGGAGAUUCAGCUUACAUGUGGGCACUGUAGCUGAUUCGAGAAUUACAAAAAAUAGCAUCAUUUCAGUUUUCUUGCAGAACAGCCUUUACAGGGAAUUUUAACACCAAGUCAUUUUUUUUUUUGAGAUAUUUCUUAUUUUUUGGAAGUUAGAUCUGGGCAGAUUUUGUAGGCGGUUGUUUUGCAUUGAAAGAUGAUGUGUUAACAUUGUGUGGAGGUGUUUAGUUUUCAUCCAUAGAGACAUGAAUAUUAUGUUGUUUUUCUUUUGUGUCAGUGUUGUUACAAAUGAAAUCUUUAUCCAUAUUUAUUUAUUCUAUACUCGAGUUCACAUGUUUUCAUAUCAGCUUUAUACAUUGUAAGGCUUUUAUUUAUUCAAGGCAUGCUUGUUGCUUAAAGUUUAAAAGACAUUAUGAUUCUCAUUACAAAGUUAACAUUAAAUAUUUUCAUCUGUAAAAUCUCUAUACUUUAACUACAUAUUCAAACUUUAAUACCUAGAAUAACAGAUUAAAAUUCAGAACUUGUAUAAUUUUAGUAUAAGGAACAUAUAUUAUUGUUUAUGAAGUUACCAUGUAUUAAUAAACAUAAAUCACUAACUAUCGAUAAGAAGAUUUUGAAUUUCGAAAUGUUUUGUUUCGGCUAUUUUCUCCCCUAUUAUAGGAUGCCUUACUGCAAUAUUUGAUUGACUAUACAGUUAUAGUUUUCGUAUCUUACUUUAAUGGCAACAUAAAUUAGUGUUGCCUUAUUAAACUUUUUUAUAAACAUGAUAUUGCUACGGGACUGAACAUGUAGAUUUUUUCUUGUAUGAACAUGUUUGGUGCAUGAAAUAAACAGUUGCCUUUAA
This is a messenger RNA of Mercenaria mercenaria, 15942 nucleotides long. Its product is annotated as sorbin and SH3 domain-containing protein 1-like. NCBI's taxonomy places the organism in Eukaryota, Metazoa, Mollusca, Bivalvia, Venerida, Veneridae. The transcript has 35 exons. Gene Ontology annotation, molecular function: protein binding. The coding region runs from base 375 to 6272 and encodes 1965 amino acids. The record is from RefSeq and is a predicted model, not a curated record.